Messenger RNA from Chaetomium fimeti, 870 nucleotides. RefSeq lists its product as uncharacterized. The record is from RefSeq and is a predicted model, not a curated record. The coding region runs from base 1 to 870 and encodes 289 amino acids. Lineage: Eukaryota; Fungi; Ascomycota; Sordariomycetes; Sordariales; Chaetomiaceae. The transcript is spliced from 4 exons.
AUGAGGUCGCAUCUUCUCGGCCUGUGGGGCCUGGCGGCGUCGGGGAGAGUUACAGCUGUGGAGAACACUUCGUGUGUCAACUGUGAAGCCACUCUCCUCGCCAACUCGGACUGGUCCAACGGCGUCCUUGCCCAAGGAAACUACUACCAACCAUCCAAGACCGGGAAUUGGCUGCUUGGAAGAUCGACCAACGGUGAAGGCCAACUCGAGCUUCGAAACGACCCAGAAGAUGGCUAUUACGUUUGGAAUCUUUGCGGAUAUUGCCGAGUUUACAUGGCCCAGGUUAUUACUGUCCAAGCCGGGGUAACGUACGACUUCUCGUUCGAAUACUCGAUGGACGGUGUGCGUGGCUUGUCCAACACGAUCGAGAUGACCGUCGGAACCUUGUCUCAGCGGGCCAUUCUUUUCAGCCCGUUUAUUUACACUGGAAACACGGAUGGAUGGGCGAAAUUCAACACCCCCACGUGGACCCCCACCGAGUCGGGUGACCUUCUCUUGACUCUUACCUGGCGCAACGAUCCCAAUGAUGCCACUUUCAAGAUCAAGAGCGCCGCCAUGUCUGCCGUUGAAUGCCGCAACGCCGAAUCCACCAAGACUUGCUCAGCCGAACCCGAACCACUGACGACUGUCUCUACUUCGAGUCUUGAUCCGGAGCUCACCACCACCACCACCACCACCACGGAAAUCAGCACGAGUGCCGAGCCCGAACCCACAGUGACCACCAGCGAGACCCUUGAACCGGAUGUUACGAUCACGAGUGCCAGUGCGACCUCCACCGGCGCUAUUUCCACCGAAGCCAGUUCAACCGAAGCCACUUCCAGCGCAUCCCCUACUAAGGGCUGCGGCAAACGGAGGAGACGCAAGCUCUAA